CUCAUCCUCUUCGGACCGCCGGGCGCGGGGAAAGGAACGCACGCCCCGAAGAUCGUGGACAAGCUCCGGAUCCCCCAGCUGUCCACGGGCGACAUGCUCCGCGCCGCGGUGGCCGCGGGCACCGAGGUUGGGAAGCGGGCCAAGGCGGCGAUGGACUCGGGCGCUUUGGUCACCGACGAGAUCGUGGUCGGCAUCAUCGCCGAUCGCAUCAAGGAGGAUGAUUGCGCCCGAGGGUUCAUCCUGGACGGAUUCCCGAGGACUGUGGAGCAGUCCAAGAUGCUCGACGCGGAGCUGGCGAAGACGGGCGAGGAGGUGUCCAGGGUGUUGGAGCUCUCCGUCCCGGACGCGGUGCUCACCGAGCGAAUCUGCGGGAGGUGGGUGCACAAGGGCUCGGGCAGGUCCUACCACGUCAAGUUCGCCCCGCCCAAGUCCCUGCGUCCCGGCGAGACGCCGGGGACGGAGAACAUGCGAGACGACGAGACGGGAGAGGCGCUGAUGCAACGAAGCGACGAUACGGAGGCGGCGCUGUCCAGCCGACUCGAGGCGUACCACGCGCAGACGGUCCCG
Micromonas commoda is the source of this 567-nucleotide messenger RNA. RefSeq lists its product with no specific name. Gene Ontology annotation, molecular function: AMP kinase activity; ATP binding. Gene Ontology annotation, cellular component: mitochondrion; cytoplasm. Gene Ontology annotation, biological process: nucleobase-containing compound metabolic process. The record is from RefSeq and is a predicted model, not a curated record. NCBI's taxonomy places the organism in Eukaryota, Viridiplantae, Chlorophyta, Mamiellophyceae, Mamiellales, Mamiellaceae. The transcript has a single exon. The annotation marks the transcript as partial.